AUGGGGACGUUCUUCGACAAGAUGUUCCAGAAGCCAAGCAACACAGUGGGAACCCAGGAGCCGCGUGCGUCCACCUCCACCAACUCGACCGGGGUGUGGGAUGCCUCUAAUACUAUUCGCUCGUCAACCCUUGCCCCCUCGGCCAAUGUCUCCGCCGCCACCGCCAACAGUAAUGACCAUGCCUGGAACUGUGACUUGGCCAUCACCCACUUCGCCGCCGCCGUUACUGAUUGCCCUAACCGGUACCCUGACUCUCCAGGGUCACUCAUCAACUCGGGCUCAAGCUCGCUGACGCAUUCGCAGUCGCAGUCGCCGUCGCCCCAGCCCGGGACCCCUACCACGGGCCAAUUCCUGCCUGGCGCUCACGCUAAAUCUGCUUAUACACCUGCUGCUCCAGCCGCUGCCUCGGCGCUGGCGACUCUUAUUAGUACCGCUAAAACUGCUGCCCCCCAACUCUCUAUCGGCCAGUCUGAUCCUAGUAUUCUCACCAACACUUCAAUCGACAACUCUAGAGAGCUUCUCUCCAACAACUGGGAUAGCGUCUACGACUGUGCAAACGAGUCCGACAUUUACGUUUCUAGUUUACCACUACCAGAGAACCACGACGCCGACAUGACUACCGGACCCUCCCUUGACCCGUCCAUGGGCCGCCGGGACUCUUUCGUUAGCGCUGGCCCCAAGCCCAUAUCGAUGAAUAACCCCAACCGUGGUGACAAUGCAAACCGCAACAGAAGGGAAUCUCUUGCCGGAAGCCUGAUGGGCGGUGGCAUGAGCUGGGGAGGCAUGUCUUUUGGCAGUUUUGUUAGAGACGAUAUCAUGAUGGCAGGCACCUCGCCUUCGCCGUUUGGAACCCAUCAGUCGCCUUCUUUCCAUUCAUCUUCGUAUCUUCCCAAGUUGGAAGCGAACUUCAUGCGAGAUUUCACUUGUUGUGGCAAGAUCCUUCCAAACCUCCACGAUUUGCUCCAACAUUACGAAGAAGCACAUACGCAACCGAGCCCGAACGCAGCUAGAAAUAACACAUUCUCCCAGUUCUCGCAGUUGGGUAUGCCGACCGCACCCCGAAUGUCUAUGUCUCGAGCUGGCUCAGCAGCACCUGGUAACAGUUCCCAGUCAACAAGCCAGUUAGGACAACAUAACCGAGGCCAACAGUCCUCUCAUGAUGCGCACGGAGGCUUGGCCAUGACAUCGAAUCUGAACGAUGAUAUGGAUGCUGUGGCAGAUAUGGAGAUGGAUGAUGCCGUGGGUACUAUGGAGAUGGAUGACAGCCAGCGAAUGUCUCAGACAAGACAGCUCUUCGGUCAACAGCAAAGACCCGAACUUGACAUGAACACUUCUGGCUUGACUCAAGGCCUGCGAACCUCUCAACCACCAACUCCUGCUGCCGCUAGCUUCGGCCUGCAGAAUAACCCCACAGUUUCGUCCGUCAACACACCCACCCUUACCACGCAAGGACAAGUACCCCACGGUCAGCAGCAGGUUGAUAUGGAAGAAGACUUUCCUGGCAUGCCCAUGGGCGGUAACACGAACGACAUUGGCGAUAUGAGCUUUGGUGGAAACCAAAGCAAUAAUGAUUCUAACUUCUGCAUAAACGACCCUGGAAAACACCUCUUCAGCCCAACUGGUGCUUUCCCUACCGCCAACCGGUCCAUCCAAGCACAGUUGCAGCAGCUAGGAAUUAACCAGACUCAGCUCAACGAUCCCCAAGCCAACAAGCUCCUCAUGCAGCGUCUACAGACCAUGAUGAUGCCCGAAGAACACAAGCCCUUCAAGUGCCCAGUCAUUGGCUGCGAAAAGGCUUACAAGAACCAAAACGGUCUGAAGUACCAUAAGACACAUGGCCAUCAAACCCAGCAGCUUCAUGAGAAUGGGGAUGGCACUUUCUCUAUUGUUAAUCCCGAGACCAGUGCCCCAUACCCAGGUACUCUAGGCAUGGAGAAAGAAAAGCCCUUCAGCUGCGACACAUGUGGCAAGCGAUACAAGAACUUGAACGGGCUGAAAUACCACAAGUCGCAUUCUCUUCCCUGCAACCCUGAUUUCAAGCUCCAAGCUCUUGCGGCGGGCAUGAAUUUGCCUGGGAUAGGGGAAGAUCAGAUGAUGCAAUAG
This is a messenger RNA of Fusarium sp. VM40, 2103 nucleotides long. NCBI's taxonomy places the organism in Eukaryota, Fungi, Ascomycota, Sordariomycetes, Hypocreales, Nectriaceae. The record is from the annotation of a GenBank genome assembly.